Messenger RNA from Pestalotiopsis fici W106-1, 1800 nucleotides. RefSeq lists its product as uncharacterized. Bases 1 to 1800 code for a protein of 599 amino acids. NCBI's taxonomy places the organism in Eukaryota, Fungi, Ascomycota, Sordariomycetes, Amphisphaeriales, Sporocadaceae. The transcript is spliced from 2 exons. The record is from RefSeq and is a predicted model, not a curated record.
AUGAGAGCGUUUUCAAAGCGUACAACAAUUGCCUACGUCCCCUCGUUCAAAGUGAAACCGUCGACAAGUUUGCUGUCAGUUCGCAGUCUCGCAUCAGCCAGGCCGCCACGUUCAACCGCCCUUCGUCACGUACCUGUAGUGAGGCUAUCCAUUCCGAGACUUGCUCGCUGCCACUCGACCGGGAAGCGCCUCGCUCAAUCUACAGCCUCCAAGGCUCUCCAAAGCUCCUCAAGUCCACUGUUCUAUAUUAUACCUUUGAUUGCCGGAGCUAUCGUCCUGUACAGUGCCGGGAUUCAUUGGACCGGACCCGCCGAAGCUGACCUGCCAACUUCCGAGAAAACACCUCGAGACCUCGCUGUGGACGGGCUUGUUUUUGAGGCCAUGUCGAUUCCUCCCGGCCGCCUGGGGAACUUGACCCCCGAGCAAGAGGAGAAGCUGUUUGAGCUAUGGAAACUGAUCUUUCAGGUAUGCGGUGUGGAGGACGAUGGUAUUUCAGAGGCCGCUGCGGAUGGUGCCUCGACUUCUCUCCAAGCUCAGACAUCAACAGCCAGCUCUGAGAAGCCCAAGAAAGAUAAGAAGCGUCUGGGUCUAUUCAAGAAAAAGGAUAAGAAGGACAAGGAGAACGGUGCGGAGAAGGCAUCGGGAUCUUUGGAUACCAUCAAGGACCAUGAUCCGGAUGACAAAUACGGCCAGAACAAGAUGUUCCAGGAGACGCUUGCCAACAGGUCUCCUGAAAGCAUACGGGCCUCCCUGUGGACAAUGGUCAAGAUGGAUCACCCUGAUCAACUGGUCCUGCGCUUUCUCCGGGCACGGAAAUGGGAUGUGCAGAAGGCUCUCAUCAUGCUGGUCUCAACCAUGAAGUGGAGACAGGAUGCCAAGGUCGACGAAGAUAUCAUGCUCCAUGGCGAAGAACACUUCUUCCUGCAGGAGCAGUCUGGAGCUACCGAGAAGGACAAAAAGUUUGCCAAGGACUUCCUGGACCAAAUGCGUAUGGGUAAGAGCUUCUCACACGGUAUUGACAAGGAUGGAAGGCCCGCGACCGUUGUCAGGACGCGUUUACACCGUGCUGGAGAGCAGUCCGAGGAGAGCUUGGAGCGCUACACGAUCUAUCUCAUCGAGACAAACCGGCACCUGCUUUCUGCUCCCGUCGAUACUGGCACUGUGAUCUUUGACAUGACGGGCUUCAGCAUGGCCAAUAUGGACUACACGCCCGUCAAGUUCAUGAUUCAAUGUUUUGAAGCCAACUAUCCCGAGAGUUUGGGUGUCGUUUUGGUGCACAAGGCACCCUGGGUUUUCCAAGGUUUCUGGAAAAUCAUCAAGGGGUGGCUGGACCCUGUUGUUGCAAGCAAGGUUCACUUUACCAAUAAUCUCAAGGACAUGUCGGAGUUCAUUACGCCCAGCCGGAUUCCGAAGGAACUAGAUGGUGAGGAUUCAUGGGAGUAUCAUUAUGUGGAACCAGUCAUUGGCGAGAACCAAAAGCUGAAGGACACGGAAACGAGAGACAAGAUGCUCGAGGAAAGGGAGGUGUUUUACGAUGAGUAUGAGCAGGCGACGUUGCACUGGCUGAGGGAGAAGGAUGCCGCAAAGCGAACCGCUGUGCAGGCCGAGCGCAACGAAAUCGCGAGGAAAUUGAAGGACGGCUACUGGGCACUCGAUCCCUAUGUCAGAUCAAGGUCUUUGUACGACAGAGUUGGCAUUCUACACGAGGGCGGAAAGCUAGACUACUACGCUUGGAACAAGGCACCCUCCACUGGUGCUGUCGCAACAAGCGUAGAGACAGCGGCAGAUGACGUCGACUAG